GCGAAAAAUUUGAAUGAAAGUGUAAAAUGAUUUUUCCGUGUGGGUCGAGGUGCGCGGUGUUGAAUGCGAACGCAUGAUCGCGCGAAUGAUACGUUCGAUGAAAGGUGAAAGGUGAGUAAUGAGACUCAAUGAUUCAGGGAACACGUGUUGCGGGCACUCGACGCGUUCAUGAGUGAAAUUACUGGAGUACUAUAGAUGUUACACAGUGAUGAUUUUCAUUUCAUUGAUCGAAAAUAGAAUUUGGCGGACGAUCGAAGAACUGUUUUAUCGAUGUGUAACGCGGUUGAUACACCUGUAAACAUUUUUCUUUUUUAUUUACAAAGUGACGUGUCACUGACGGUGCAAACGGAAAUGCGAUGAUUCCGAGAAGAUAAAUUCAAAAUAUGAAAUAAAAUUCUUCUUGAAUUGAUCCUAUCUUUCGAUCAUUCAAUUCUAGGCUUAAUUAUUUAAAUGAGCGGAUACGACCAAAGUAUCUACAUUUGAAUUUUUCUAAAAUCUGUGUCACAAUUUCUCUUUUUUUUCUUUUUCUAUAUUUCAAGGGAAUGUUGUGUUUCGAAACGUUGGCUCGUCGAAAGUUUCGUUAACCUGUGUCUUGAAAUUCUCGGUAACAUAGUCAACAACAGUGUACGCGUAAAAUUGAGAUUCCUGUCACGAGGAAAACGUGCAUAUAAUUACGUGGCAAGAGAGGAAACGCAGGUGAAUAAAAGAUCCUCCCUUUUUUUCUUUAUACCAAGUACUCACGAUUGUCGAUGACAAGGAAAAGCUUGCUUCUUUAGAAAUAUUAACAUUCUUUUUGUCUCAUCAAAAUACGUUCGCGACAGAUUUUGAAACUUAGUUAAAAUUCCAUGCGUUCGCAAGAAUAAAAUACUCCACGUAUUUGGGUCAUAAUGAGAAACGUCUUAUUUGCAUCCUCCUACUGUAUCAAAUUCUCUACUCGCCCCGUUCGCAACGUUAAUGAAAAAUUUAUGAAGCUGCAACAGGUGAUUCCGUUCUUUCAAUGUGUGGGUUAAACAAUUAGUUUAAUAACUCUUUAACAAAUGCAAUUUCAGUAACAAAUUAAUUUUUAUUUUUUCCAUUCUCUUUAUGAUACAAUUUACAUUUAAAUAUUGAUAACAAACGUGUUUGAUAACAAUCGGGAUCAACUAAAAUGUCGCGAGAGAAUGUAUUCCGAAGAAUACGUUGAACGGUCGUUUCGUGGUGACAAACGACGUGUAUCGUGGCUCUUUCGCUCGAUAGUGGCACACGAAACGUUGCAUAGUUAUCUCGGUAAACGUGGCGCUUAUCAGUGUCGCCAGGUAUUACGUGGAGCGAGCAAGCGAACGGCGCAAAACACACCUGCAUUCCAACGUUCGCUUUUUCGAGCAGACCCAAACCACGUCUCUAGCCUGUCCUUUCCUUCCGAGGGUUCUGCACCUCCUCCGUCCUCGCAACAGGGUGUCCUUUCAAUUCUUGUCAGCUGGUAGAAUGAAAUUUUCGACCACCCUGAAAAUCAUGGAAAAAGAGAAAUGCUAUUUUCGAAACAUGAGAAGACAAUGGUCGAAAGUGUAGAAAGGUUUUCCAAGAAAAUAUAGGAUGUUUCCUUCCUCCGAGUAUGGAAAAAUAAUUCUAUCGAUUUCCCGAAGGAAAGUUACUGAAAUAGCAAACGGAUAGCGAGGCAAUAGGAAACAGAGCGGAACUGGAACGCUCCAAAACGCAGACGAAGUGACGCGAACGUGAAAAAUCCCCGCGACGGAUAGAAUUCAGCAGGUUCGAGGCGGAUGAAAGCCGUCUGUAGCGAAAAAUCGUCAAGUUUCAGUGGGGAACGAGCCGGUGUUCGCCAGUGGAAAGGAUCGGGAACAGGUUUAUAUCGGCGCGUGUGAACGGAGCGAAAGCAAGCUCAGUUUCUGAUCGACUCUGCCGAAGAUCCGCGCGUGAUCCGCUCGAAAUUCGCGCCUAUCUACGAUAAUCAGCAAAAUUUAUCAGUAUGAUAAUAGUGUCGAAAGUUCUCGUUGAACGAACGUUGAUUUGGUUAAAUUGAAGGCUUGUUUAAAGAUUGAGGUAACAGAAAGCUGAUUUAGAGCGUGGGCUGUUAAGGCUACACCUGUGGUCGCCGAGCGUGAAUGAAGCUGUGAAUCCAGUCCAAAUUCCAACCUAUCAUGCUACGUUAAGUAACCUUCUUUUUUUUUUUAUCGAGACUGAAGAACCAUUCUCGAUCAUGUAAAUCAAAGUGGAAGAUUUUUUUAAUUAAAUAAGUGAUAACGUCUGAGAGACACUGAGGAUGCGAUUCAUUAGUGUUGAUGUGGAUACUGUGAAAUUAAUUAAUUUCAAGACUAAUUAUGAUGUUUUUUAAAAAUCAUCAAAAGUUUUAUAAAUGAUUGUGAAGAAUAAUAUGAAAGAUGUUUUUCUUAGAUUUCUCAGAAGUGAUAGUAAUAAGAGAAUGAUAACAUCCAACCAGUCUUAAUAAUAAAGAACAUCUUUCAUCGAGAAGAAGAAUACAAUCUGUGGAGCAAAAGCGAAACACGAUCGGAGGUGUCAGCGUGCGGUUUUCGUCGAAACGAGUGCGCGUCCAGUCGAGUGUCAGAUAAGAUGCGCUAACUGCAUCGACCGCGUAGAAGAUUAAGCAAAAUAAAAGCGAACGAUACAGAGGAGCGAUGGUAUUCGUGUUCGCGAUAACUGGUAUCGGCUGGCUUCGUUUUACAACCUUUCGAUCGGUCUGUCCGCGCGGCGAAUAAAACAUCGGUUCGAAAUUAUAAUUGAUCGAAAGAACGGUGACGCGAUCGACACGAUCCAUCGUGCGGAUUGCGAUGAUCGUGAGCGACAAAGAUCGCGCGCAGAAAAGUACCGGCAUGCGCAUAGCAUGGAGCUUCCGGUUUCCAUCUAUGGGCACCCUGCAGAAUCUAGGCGCCAGUGGUCGUCGUCGAAAGAAGAACGGUAUAUCCUCUUCAGCCUCUUGUAAGGAUCUCUGUCAUAAGCGACACACGGUCCACCUGCAACCGGAAGUAAUUAUUCAGAAGGAACCGUCGCUGUUCGUGACGCCGCCGUCGCCGGAGGAUUCGAGCGAGGAGAAUCAAAGAUUUUCGGAGGCGAAGAGCGACGAGACGGAGGAGGAAGAGGUGGCGAUCAGAAGGGAGGAGCGGGACUCUUGUUUGGGCGAAUCCCUCGCGAAAAGGGUUGACAGCAACGACUACUCCAAUCUACCGAUGGAGCCACCGGAGGAGUCGACACGCAAACUUCUGGAGCGAGAACUUCGACUCCUGGAUCCUAGAGAUCUGAGAUCUCACGCCUGGUACCACGGUAGUACUCUUCGGGGUGGCAGAAAGGGCGCUGAAGCGGAAGUGCCCAACGACGGCGACUUCUUGGUUCGCGACUGUGCCUCGCAACCCGGAAACUAUGUGCUCACGGUUCGAUGGAAGGGUCAACCGCUUCAUUUCGUUAUCAACAGGGUGGUCAUCCAACCGGAGACUGUAUACGAAAGAGCCCAAUACCAAUUCGAGGACGAGGCGUUCGACACGGUAGCAGACCUGAUAACUUUCUACGUGGGCAGUGGUAGACCGAUAAGCCAGGCGAGCGGGGCUCGAAUAAUCACCCCGAAACCAAGAUCCGUUCCUUUGACCUGUGUCGCAGCCUCGACCAACAGCCAACACUGUUCCAGUCCCUCGUCGUCGUCUUUGUCGACCGGUUCCCCGCCUCGUCUGCCACGGAAACAACAGCGUAGCCACUCUCUGUCCGCCCAGCACCAUCCCUCGGACCAGCACGAUGCUCGUCAAACGUCGAACCAGCAAACGACAGUACCUCACGUACCGGUUCAAUCGAGCACUCUACCUCGAGUUCCGCCGAUUCAAAACCAGCCACCUUCGUGUUCCCUCUCGCUGGGUCGUCAAAAGAUCACCAGGGUGACAUCCGACCCGGCUCUCCAACAGCAACAGCAGCCGGUGCACCAGCCAGCGAGUCUGAAUCAUCAGAACUCCCUUGGAACGGCUCCACCAAAGCCACCAAGGGUGCCGUACGCUCUGAACCAUCAACAUCAUCCUCAUCAUCAUCACCAUCAUCACCAUCAUCAUCACCAAGGCUACCAGGCGUCUGGCAGCGACAGUGGAAACGGGUCAGGGGACAGUGAAUUCGAGACUAACAACUCUGGUGGCACCAGUAAUCCAUCCUCCUCGGUCCCCAUCAAGGGGGUCGUGAUCAGGAGCCACUACAACACCAGCAACGAUGGUACCAACGGGAACAAUGGUAACGAGUACGAAUUAUCAGCGGAGGAGCAGCUAGUUGUAGCCGCGCCGUCCUUGGAGAUCAGUACAGCCUUGGACAUCGAAGGAUUCACUACUCUGUUGCUGCCAGCUGGUGAACACAGGCCUCUCGACCCGACUGCCUUGAGAGGGGUGUCCGGAAUGUUGCACGAUUCGGCGCCCAGAGUGUUGGCCUCACACCUGACCAAGAUCGACCUCGAGAUAGCUCUUCAGCCUGGCCCGGGCAACAGAAACGGACUUAGUGGCAUCGAGCUAGCCACCUUGCCGCAUGGCAGGCAAGCUAGAAUAGACCUGAUCGAGAGGUCCGAGUGUUUGAAGCUGUUGGUGGCGGUGACUGUGCUGGCUGGAGCCACCGCGAUCGAGAGGGCUGCCACGAUCAGCAAAUGGAUCAAGGUGGCCAUCGACACGAAGACUGCUCUGGGCAAUCUGUACGGUUUCUGCGGCGUGAUGCUUGGUCUGUGUUUGCCGCAGAUCCAGAGGCUGGCUAACACGUGGCAUCUGUUGAGACAGAAACACACGGACGAGGCGUUCAGUUUCGAGGCGAAGCUGAGACCCACCCUUAGGGCGAUGAACGAGUGCACGAACCCUCAAGCUCCCAAUACUACACUGCCACAUCUGCUGCCCGUCGCUCUGUUGGGAGAACGCGGUCCUGAGGACAUUUUAGGAACCGUAACCCCAUCAGGCUUGGCAGCAGCUAUCCUAUCCCCAUGGGAAAACUCAGCGCCUGAUUGCGGUCUGUCGAUCGUUUGGUCGCACUUGGAAUCGGCUCGAAAGAUGACCGAGAACCUACCAUUGUUCCGUAGAAACGCGGAGAUCGUGCUCGAGGGUUCCAGAAGCGACGAACUCUUAUCCGACGCGUUUCGAACGGAGUUUCACAUAAAAUUCUUAUGGGGAAGCCGUGGUGCUACCGUGGCACCCGAGGAGAGGCACUUGAAGUUCACCCAAGUGUUGGACGCGAUGUUCGAUAAAUGCUCGUCGAGCGAGGUAACGGCCUAAACGCGACCAAAGGAUGAAUUAUUUUAGACCUUUUUUAUAAGAACUUUGUUUUCCUUUCUCGCGAGAGAAUAUAUUCUCCUGGCUGGAAGAGAACACGGGACCCGAACAUUUACUUUCGGCUUACUUUUACGUGCUCGAGUAAAUUAUACUUAUGUAAUUAUGUAAUUAAGUGACUGUAAUUAAACUGUAAUUUUCGCGGGUAUUUUAUUUGAGAUAAGGUUCGCGAUUGUGAUGAACACACUUUACGUCGGUCGUGUAUGUGCUUAGAGUUCGAGCAAAUGUUCGUAAUCGAAGAUCGUUUUGCUUACGACCUUUCUAUUGCAAUAAAGUCGUAGCUCGUAAGUGAAACGCAAUUUUCCUAUCGCGACGUAGUAAGGAAACAAUGAUAAACGUGACAACGAAAUAACACGGGCACAUUAAAAUGAUCUGUCGCGAUAGGUGAAUCAUGCUCGUCGCUGAGGAACAAUCAAAAGGAUAGCAGUAACAGAAAGAGAAGUACAUAACUUUGGAGAGAUAUAAUCGCAAAUAAUAACAAUGAAACGUGUCAUAUUUAACAAACAAUUCCUGAAAAUAUUAAUGAUCCUUCCGUCAUUAAUAAUGACAAUAUGAUAAUCAAAUCGAGUUGAAUUGUCGUGUACUUAAUCUUUAAUCGAUCCUAUUAUUCGGCCGAUAAUACGUUGUAAAUGUUGUUCAUGUUUGUUCACAUUUAAUAUACGAAGAAUGAAAAUCAA
Osmia lignaria (orchard mason bee) is the source of this 5956-nucleotide messenger RNA. RefSeq names its product breast cancer anti-estrogen resistance protein 3 homolog. Gene Ontology annotation, biological process: small GTPase-mediated signal transduction; positive regulation of peptidyl-serine phosphorylation. NCBI's taxonomy places the organism in Eukaryota, Metazoa, Arthropoda, Insecta, Hymenoptera, Megachilidae. Gene Ontology annotation, molecular function: phosphotyrosine residue binding; guanyl-nucleotide exchange factor activity. The record is from RefSeq and is a predicted model, not a curated record.